CUGGAAUUGGGUGGGCCAAUAACAAAGGCGGUGUGCAGAGAACGAGCUUUAAUUAAAUAAUCUAAAUCUCAAGCUCAAAGCUGUUACGCGAACUGGGAAAGAUGUCUUCGAGAGGAGAACCUCCAAUGGCAGAUAUCGUGUUCAAGGUCUCCCCCCAUGGCAGGCCAGUGUUCAACAAACUGGAUUCCGGAAUGGGGACUUCCGAGUCUACCUACAGCGACGAGUCUACUUGGAGGACUCUUGUGAUUCCCGCAAAGUUUAAACGCUUUAAAAAAGUGUUAGAGGGUUGGAGGAUACCUGAUGAUCUGACCCAAGAGGUUCUAGAGAAAAUGCUGAAGAGGUGGUCUGCGCAUGAAGAAGGUCCUAAAAAAAGACGAAGAUAUAAAAAAUGGCUUGCUAGCUUGCCUGCAGGCGGUGUACAGCCUGUUAAACUUGAAAGACUCAAAGCUAAGGGUGCUAAAGAAUAUGAUACCAUCCUCUCUAUGUGCAAUUGGGUUGUUGAUGAGCACCAUAAAUACCUUCCCAAAAAGUGUUGCGAGUUUGCAAGCGUGGAGAGGGUGCGACGUCAAUUUAUUGAAAAUGGUCAUUCGUAUUACCUUGAUUUUUUUGUCAAAGAUCUGGAGGCCGAUGGCAAUCCUUUAGUACCUGUUAAGGCCAUCGUUUAUCGGAGAGUGCCUGAUGAUUUCAAAUUAUGGCAAUGUCAUGGGCUGAAAGCCUGAAAUAAGUUGUUACUGCUUGCAACCUUUUAUUAUUGGAUUUUUGCAUCGUUAAGAAACCAUAUUUUGCUCAAGUGCGAGAAUGUUUGGCACCUAAAAAAUUGCAGUGGAGAUGCAAUCUCCACAAAAAAUGUUUACAAAACCAGGGCUUGCAUAUACAAAACUCAUUCAUUUUAUACCCUUUUUGCCUGAAAGCAACUAUAUAC
This is a messenger RNA of Cuscuta epithymum, 922 nucleotides long. NCBI's taxonomy places the organism in Eukaryota, Viridiplantae, Streptophyta, Magnoliopsida, Solanales, Convolvulaceae. The record is from the annotation of a GenBank genome assembly.